This is a messenger RNA of Fukomys damarensis (Damara mole-rat), 1400 nucleotides long. Its product is annotated as Hermansky-Pudlak syndrome 5 protein-like. Gene Ontology annotation, cellular component: cytoplasm. Lineage: Eukaryota; Metazoa; Chordata; Mammalia; Rodentia; Bathyergidae. Bases 1 to 504 code for a protein of 167 amino acids. The transcript has 2 exons. Gene Ontology annotation, biological process: developmental pigmentation. The record is from RefSeq and is a predicted model, not a curated record.
AUGUGCCACCAUGCGGGGUCAGUGAUAUCCUAUCUUUUAAAAAAAAAUUUUAAUGAAGAAAAAUUAAAAUGUGACGAUGCAGCUCUGUGGAAGAAUACCCCUGGGUUCAAUCCCCAGUACCAACAAAAGAGAAACAGUGGUCAGAGCCAACUUUAUGUCUGUGUCUGUGCAGGUUGGAUCCCUGAGACUGUGGAGGAAUGGAAAUUUCUCCUCCAUCUCCUGCAGAGCAAGAGCCCAAGGACAGCCACCCGGGAAUCACAGAAUGGGAGCGUCAGUGAUGGGUCUUCCCCAGUCAGCAUGGAAAAUGUGGCUCUCUUGUUAGCUAAGUCCGUGGGCCCGGAUCGUGCCUGGUCACUGCUACAGGAAUGUGGUGUGGCCCCUGAGUUGUCGGAGAAGUUUACUAGAACCUGUGAUAUCCUGAGGAUUGCUGAGAAAAGGCAGAGAGCCUUGAUACAAAGCAUGCUUGAAAAAUGUGAUCGGUAUCUCUGGUCUCAGCAGACCUAAUGGAAGAAGUUUUGAAAAAACACUGAAUCGGGCUCCUGAAUCUUCAGAAUGCAGUGGGGACCUGAAGAGAAGCCGCACCCAGGGGACGGACCCUGCUGCUGUCGGUGUCUGCGCCCUUGGCACGUGUGGUCUGUGACCUCGGCCUUUUUCAACCGAAGUUGCAUCGUGAAGGAGUUGGUCCUCGUUUGCUGGCAUCAGAGGUGAAUGUUACAGCUGUGUAGUAUUUCUUUGGAGUGCAGUAUUAUUUGCUCGUGCACAGUGGAUUGGGGGGACUUCUUUCCCACUAAGGCUCCUGUGCUGGGAGCAGAAGCUUUGUACCUCAUAAAGAUAAUGUUAUUAACCUGAGUUGAAUUCUUUUUGAAUCUUUUCUACGUCAGUCUACAAAUUACUGAAAAUAACCCUGAAGUUAACAGAAUUAACAUAAAAUAAGUGGAAUACUAAAGAUUCAAAUUAGAGAUUGAAAUAAAAUUUCCCAUCUCUAAAUUGAUCUAAAGUCUUUGCCCCGUAUUUAUUUGACAUUUUAAAAUUGAACCUCGAUACAGUUGAGUAAUUCACUAGUCAAGAAGAAACCUACUAUUCUUCCUAAGCAGAGUGGGCCAAGAGAAGCGUGCACUUUUAAGCAUUGUUUUUGAAAGCCAUAAUAAAAGAAAGCUGGGUCCUAAUCAAGACCGCAGCCAGCGCUUGUGUCAUUUGCACUAUGUAACCAGAUUGUCGUUGUCAGACUGCUGCCCAUUUGUAGCACAUUCUAUUGCUAAGAAAUGUAAAAGCGGAUGAAAGUUUCCAUUUGGAGAGAACAUAGAUUUGAGGCUUAUCUUUGAACAAUUUGCAGGAAGGUGAGCUCAGCACGGAGUAAAGUGUUGCUUGCAUUGAAUGAGUCGAGUUGGGUUUUUUCCCAC